CAUUCAUUCAUUCAUUCAUUCAUUCAUUCAUUCAUUCUCUUUUUGUUAAACUGUUAUUUCAUUUCAUUUUACACGAUUGACAGUUACUAUUUUUGUGUAUUAUUAAGAGGGGCAAUUGGCUAAACUUUUUUCUUUUUCUUUGCCUGUUUGUUUGUUGUCGUGUCUCUCAGCCGUACCGUUCUAUCCGUCAAGCCUCUUAGCUUUUUGAACCAUCUCCAUUUACAUAUUUAUAGUUUUUAUACUAAAGUACACGACUCACCUUUUCUAUUGACUUGGCCACGACCUUGUCUUUGUUUCUCCAUUUCACACGACCUCGACCUCAACUUCUUUUUUGCAAAACUGAUGUGGUAUCAACCAAUUUGUAAACAAUCAAGAAAGGUCUAUACCAAACAAAUCCAAAUUUAACCAGAUUCAGUUCAUAUAGAAGUUCAAGUUACUUCUACCACAACAACAUCAUACUAAGGGGAUCAUGUCACCUAUAUCAACCAAUCAACCAUUGUCAUCCAUCACAUCUUCCACCGCCACCGCCACCUCCUCUUCCUCAUCAAUAAUCAAUCCAUCAUCUUCAUACCAACUAAAACGAAUUGAAUCGCGCUUAGAAUUGUUAACUCAAUCAUUAUCAAAAUCAUCGUUGAAAUUAUCAUCAUCAUCAUUAUCUACAUCAUCUACAUCAUAUAAUCAUCUGAAUCAUAGUAGGAAUCCAUUGUCUAAGAUUCAUCUCAAUAACUCAAACUCAGAUAUAUCAUCUUCAAAAGUAUCUAAACCUACCAUACCUAAUCGUCAUUAUACCAAUCAUAAUCACAACCAUAUCCAUCAUGGUAUAACUAAAUUAAAAGAUACCAUAUCACCUAAAUCUAAUACUACAAUCUCAUCGACAUCAUCUUCAACUUCUAAUUCAACCACCUCCCCUCCUAAUAAUACUUCCAAUUUCCCAAAUUGUAAAUUUUCCCUUCAAGAUUUUGAAUUAGGUAGAAUUCUAGGUAAAGGUAAAUUAGGUAAAGUUUAUUGUGCAAAACAUUUAAAAUCAGGUUAUAUAGUUGCUUUAAAAGUUAUGUCAAAACAAGACCUUAUUGAAUUAAAAUUAGAAAAAAAUUUAAGAAGAGAAAUUGAAAUUCAAUCUCAAUUAAUUCAUCCUCAUAUAUCAAAAUUAUAUGGAUAUUUCUUUGAUCAUAAAAAUAUUUAUUUAAUUUUAGAAUAUAGUAUUGGUGGUGAAUUAUAUAAUCAUUUAAAAUUAAUUAAAAAAUUUGAUAAUAUUAAAAGUUCUUAUUAUAUUUAUCAAUUAUCAUUAGCAUUAAAUUAUUUACAUUCAAAACAUAUUAUUCAUAGAGAUAUUAAACCUGAAAAUAUUUUAUUAUCGGAUAAUAAUAUUAUAAAAUUAAGUGAUUUUGGUUGGUCAGUUAUAACUUCAAAUCAAAAAUCAAAAAGAUUAACUAUAUGUGGUACAUUAGAUUAUCUUUCACCUGAAAUGAUUGAAAGUUCUCAACAUGAUUAUAAAGUUGAUAUUUGGUCAUUAGGAAUAUUAAUUUAUGAAUUUUUAAUUGGUAAACCUCCAUUUGAAGAAAUUGAUAAAAAUGCAACUUAUAAAAGAAUUGUUAAAAUUGAUUUAAAUUUCCCUGAUUAUAUUGAUCUCGACGCUAAACAUUUAAUUAUAAAUUUAUUACAAAAGAAUCCAAAAUUAAGAUAUAAUUUAAAUCAAGUUUUAAAUCAUCCUUGGAUUUUAAAACAUAAACCAUAUUGGCCGGUAUGAAACAAAAAAAAAAGUAUAAAAUGAUACCCCAAAAAUAUAUAUAAUAUUAUAUAAAU
Scheffersomyces coipomensis is the source of this 1803-nucleotide messenger RNA. It is a transcript of the gene IPL1, whose product is annotated as aurora kinase. Gene Ontology annotation, molecular function: protein kinase activity; ATP binding. The transcript has a single exon. The coding region runs from base 470 to 1747 and encodes 425 amino acids. Gene Ontology annotation, cellular component: kinetochore; spindle midzone; spindle microtubule. NCBI's taxonomy places the organism in Eukaryota, Fungi, Ascomycota, Pichiomycetes, Serinales, Debaryomycetaceae. The record is from RefSeq and is a predicted model, not a curated record. Gene Ontology annotation, biological process: protein phosphorylation; regulation of cytokinesis; mitotic spindle organization.